This is a messenger RNA of Plasmopara halstedii, 261 nucleotides long. RefSeq lists its product as uncharacterized. Lineage: Eukaryota; Oomycota; Peronosporomycetes; Peronosporales; Peronosporaceae. The coding region runs from base 1 to 261 and encodes 86 amino acids. The record is from RefSeq and is a predicted model, not a curated record. The transcript has 2 exons.
AUGGCAGACGACUCUGGGUCGGACAGUGAGCCACAUAAUGGGGGCCAUUCUGACCCGGACACCGAUCGACGUACCACGAUAUACGUACCCAAAAUUCGUGUCGACUCCAAUCAAGCCACCAAUCUUUCGCCAGCUCGGAUUAUAAAGGCAAAGCCUAUGAUUUUAAGUGCCGCCGCAAAUUCAGCGGUAGAUCUUCGAUCCUUCUUUCUUCCCGAAAGGAAUAUCCUCCAGAUACAUCAAUCGGUUCUUAUGAGUGGUUGA